This is a messenger RNA of Mesorhabditis belari, 567 nucleotides long. Lineage: Eukaryota; Metazoa; Nematoda; Chromadorea; Rhabditida; Rhabditidae. The record is from the annotation of a GenBank genome assembly.
AUGCAAAUUUCCUUCUUCAAAUGCCUUUUUGUGAUCAUCGUGAUCGUGCUUUUGAUGAAUUCUCGCCAACAUUUCACGACCUUCACACAAAGCUUCUUCAUAGAAAACAAUAAAAAAUUUGCCCAACAAGGAUCUUUGGAAGAAUAUUACCCCAGUGAUGGAAAUGAAAUCGGGAUGAAGCUACUUUCCCGAUUGUUGAAUGUAAAAUUCUUGAGAAACAAGGAUGAAGUCAAAAAAUUCAUCUACCCAGUGUCGAUGGACGAGAAAAUCGUCUCGAUCUCGCUGGGGAUCGGCAAUGAUAAUCAAGUGGAAAAACAGCUAAAGGAAAUUUUCAAAAACAUCGAGCUUUUCGGUGCGGAUCCCUUUGAGGCGACAGCCGGUGUGUUCCGAGAGGUCGGACGGGUGGAUCUGCUUCUUUUGGAUCGGAAUCGAUGGAAAAAUCAAUGGAACCGUGCUCGUGGACGGCUCCUACAAAACGCAGACGAUCCCCUCGAUCACUUUUGGGAAUUACUUGAAAAAAAUAAACAGAAAGUUCAUCGAUUUUCUUCUGAUCGACAUCGAGGGCCC